AUGGAUGAAACAUUAGUGCAGAAACGAGCUGUUGCUGGCCUGGCGCAGACGCAGGCGAGGUCAUUGCACUACUCCACAGAGGAGCUGCACUCUUGCCCUCUCCUUGCACAAGUGGCGAUGUACGCGACAUCAACUGCGUCCACGACGCCGACGUCCGGUUCUCGCGGGGACCUCUCCGGGGCAGCGGAGAGACGCAUCCGGGUCAUCCGGUUACUGCGCCCGCGCAGAGCAGCACCAGCUUUCGGCUUUUCCCUGCGAGGGGGCAAAGAGUACGCUACUGGCUUCUUCGUUUCCAAAGUAGAACACAGCUCUGAAGCACAUCUUCAAGGCUUGAAGGUCGGUGAUCAAGUGGUUAGCGUGAACGGUUACCGAGUAGAUGAUGCAGUGCAUGCUGAACUGGUCCAUUACAUCACCACACAGUCCAGACUCAAGAUCAAAGUUAGACAUGUUGGAAUGCUUCCAAUUAGAGAGAAAGAAUACGAAUCACUCUCUUGGCAGUUUGUGUCUGAGCGGACAUCGCUGGCUUCGGAUGUAUCCUCAUCACCCACGCUCUGCCAUAACACUGACCACAUAACUGAUUUGCGACUGUCCAUCUUGGUACCGCCAAGGGCUAAGCUCGGUUGUGGGAUAUGCAAGGGUCCUGAAUGGAAACCCGGUAUCUAUGUGCAGUUCGUACGUGAAGGUGGAAUAGCAAAGGAAGCUGGUCUGAGACCUGGAGAUCAAAUAUUGUCAUGCAAUGGAUUAGAUUUUUCCAACAUAUCGUUUAACGAGGCGGUGUCAGCGAUGAAAGUUAGUGGAAGACUGGAGCUCCUAAUACGAGAAGGCGCCGGGACCGAACUUGUAUCGCCUGAGAGCUCCGGCUACAACAGCUCAGCCUCGUCUGCUGCAGGCGAGAGAAGCCCAGCAUCAGUUGCGCCUGUUAUUCCUCUUGCUCCACCUGCAGCACUGCGCAGGAGGCUCGCAAGUGUUGCUGAGGAGGCCGCAGAUAGAGCAGAUAGACUCUCAACAAAUAGAAUAAAACGGCGAACCUGGGAUAGUCUGGAGUUCGAUUGGAAAAGUGGAGACAUUCAUAAUUUCGAUGCACCAUCUGAUAUAGAACCAGAUUACGAUAGUCCUAGUAUACCAAAUAACCCUCACACGUACGAAAAUAAAACAAACAUGAAAAAUAAAACAAUAAACGAAUAUGAACCUGCCAAAGUCACCACCCACUUGAAUAGAACGAUCAUCAAUUUGACUGAAAAUGGUGCGACCACAGUCUUGCAUUGUAGCUAUGAUAAUUCAAAUAAAAAUGUUUAUGCGGCGAAUCAGUCGAACAAAGAUCAUGACAAGAAGACGAUAGUUGUCGAAGUGCAUAAUGUUCACACAACUCAAAAUGCAAAACCGCAUUGCAACUAUCCAGUGCCACCUAAAAACGAUAUGAAUUCAGAUACAACGAGUAUAUCUAGUUCAGCCACAUUAUCUAGUGCCAUUGUCGAGGAAAUACAAAGGAGAAAAUUGAACAAGAAGAAACCAACAAUCGAAAAAGAACCUCCGAUUACACCGAAGAAGCCUAAUAUUCCAAAAAUAGACGAUGAUAAGAAAAAACACCACAACGCCCUAAUGGAUGAAUUUAAAAAGGUCCACAGAAAAAUGUUUGCCAACCAAGAAUCAGAAAGCGAUAAUAACAUCAAAGAAAAUGGUGAUAGUUCGAGUAAGUACGAACUACGAGGUAAAAUAGACUGA
This is a messenger RNA of Leptosia nina, 1722 nucleotides long. The record is from the annotation of a GenBank genome assembly. NCBI's taxonomy places the organism in Eukaryota, Metazoa, Arthropoda, Insecta, Lepidoptera, Pieridae.